Molecule: messenger RNA, 15237 nt
Organism: Homo sapiens (human)
Lineage: Eukaryota; Metazoa; Chordata; Mammalia; Primates; Hominidae
Gene: KYNU
Product: kynureninase
Exons: 15
Coding region: 179-1576 (465 amino acids)
Biological process (GO): quinolinate biosynthetic process; L-tryptophan catabolic process; 'de novo' NAD+ biosynthetic process from L-tryptophan
Cellular component (GO): cytoplasm; cytosol
Molecular function (GO): pyridoxal phosphate binding; kynureninase activity
Source: RefSeq, marked reviewed
ACAUUUUCAAGGAAUUCUUGAGAGGUUCUUGGAGAGAUUCUGGGAGCCAAACACUCCAUUGGGAUCCUAGCUGGAAUAUAAAGAAUGGCUUAUCAGUGGAGACCAUCGACAGUUGAGAAAAGAAGAAGCCCAAAAAGUACAAGAAUGAAAAUCGAGAGUUUUUAGAGAACAACUUGUAAUGGAGCCUUCAUCUCUUGAGCUGCCGGCUGACACAGUGCAGCGCAUUGCGGCUGAACUCAAAUGCCACCCAACGGAUGAGAGGGUGGCUCUCCACCUAGAUGAGGAAGAUAAGCUGAGGCACUUCAGGGAGUGCUUUUAUAUUCCCAAAAUACAGGAUCUGCCUCCAGUUGAUUUAUCAUUAGUGAAUAAAGAUGAAAAUGCCAUCUAUUUCUUGGGAAAUUCUCUUGGCCUUCAACCAAAAAUGGUUAAAACAUAUCUUGAAGAAGAACUAGAUAAGUGGGCCAAAAUAGCAGCCUAUGGUCAUGAAGUGGGGAAGCGUCCUUGGAUUACAGGAGAUGAGAGUAUUGUAGGCCUUAUGAAGGACAUUGUAGGAGCCAAUGAGAAAGAAAUAGCCCUAAUGAAUGCUUUGACUGUAAAUUUACAUCUUCUAAUGUUAUCAUUUUUUAAGCCUACGCCAAAACGAUAUAAAAUUCUUCUAGAAGCCAAAGCCUUCCCUUCUGAUCAUUAUGCUAUUGAGUCACAACUACAACUUCACGGACUUAACAUUGAAGAAAGUAUGCGGAUGAUAAAGCCAAGAGAGGGGGAAGAAACCUUAAGAAUAGAGGAUAUCCUUGAAGUAAUUGAGAAGGAAGGAGACUCAAUUGCAGUGAUCCUGUUCAGUGGGGUGCAUUUUUACACUGGACAGCACUUUAAUAUUCCUGCCAUCACAAAAGCUGGACAAGCGAAGGGUUGUUAUGUUGGCUUUGAUCUAGCACAUGCAGUUGGAAAUGUUGAACUCUACUUACAUGACUGGGGAGUUGAUUUUGCCUGCUGGUGUUCCUACAAGUAUUUAAAUGCAGGAGCAGGAGGAAUUGCUGGUGCCUUCAUUCAUGAAAAGCAUGCCCAUACGAUUAAACCUGCAUUAGUGGGAUGGUUUGGCCAUGAACUCAGCACCAGAUUUAAGAUGGAUAACAAACUGCAGUUAAUCCCUGGGGUCUGUGGAUUCCGAAUUUCAAAUCCUCCCAUUUUGUUGGUCUGUUCCUUGCAUGCUAGUUUAGAGAUCUUUAAGCAAGCGACAAUGAAGGCAUUGCGGAAAAAAUCUGUUUUGCUAACUGGCUAUCUGGAAUACCUGAUCAAGCAUAACUAUGGCAAAGAUAAAGCAGCAACCAAGAAACCAGUUGUGAACAUAAUUACUCCGUCUCAUGUAGAGGAGCGGGGGUGCCAGCUAACAAUAACAUUUUCUGUUCCAAACAAAGAUGUUUUCCAAGAACUAGAAAAAAGAGGAGUGGUUUGUGACAAGCGGAAUCCAAAUGGCAUUCGAGUGGCUCCAGUUCCUCUCUAUAAUUCUUUCCAUGAUGUUUAUAAAUUUACCAAUCUGCUCACUUCUAUACUUGACUCUGCAGAAACAAAAAAUUAGCAGUGUUUUCUAGAACAACUUAAGCAAAUUAUACUGAAAGCUGCUGUGGUUAUUUCAGUAUUAUUCGAUUUUUAAUUAUUGAAAGUAUGUCACCAUUGACCACAUGUAACUAACAAUAAAUAAUAUACCUUACAGAAAAUCUGAUAUAAUUUUUCAGAGUCUGUGGCACUAAGGAGUCCACAGGGCUGCCUAGGUGCUUUGUGUUUGGGGGACCAAAACUGUGUUGGUUCAAGUAUUAUCUAUACAGUCUCUAUAAGCUGUCACAUUUCAUGGUCAUUGAAAUGUUUUAUGUUGGUUUAAUUUCUGAUUUAACUGACAACUUCAUAAUGUAUGUGCAAUUAUUGUGUCAAAUUUAGAAAUAUUACUUUAGCUUCAAUUUACCAAGGAGUUUCUUUGAAGCAUUGUAGUCUGAUAUAUAUAUAUAUAUAUAUAUAUAUAUAUAUAUAUAUAUAUAUAUAUGUGUGUGUGUGUGUGUGUAUAUAUAUAUAUAUAUAUCAUAUAUAUAUGAUAGUGGCUUUCAAAUUUUUUUGGGUACAAUCCACAUUGCUCCUGCUGAUCUGUAAUAUCAGAAACCAGUAUUUAUGUGAAUAUAUGAGAAAUAUUAUUGAUUCUAAGAUAUUUUAUCAUAUUUUAACAUCUUUGAAAGAGGACCCAUCUUUCAAUUUUCGAUCAAUAGUUUCUUACAGUCACCAUUGGCCAUCUUUCUCGUUACCAUCUAUGAAAUUAGCAUGCAUCUCAAAUAAACAGUUACCAUCUUCUAUUUGAUAAAAUAGUCUAAAUAGCAAAAAUAAAAGUUUUUACAAUUAUUUGCCUGUGCUCUAAUAGGUACUAUUCUAUUUUAUCUCAUAAGAAAUGUUGGAAACUCAUUAUAUUGAUUUCCUUACCCACUCAUGGGCCCUAAUUCACACUUUUUAAGAAUGUUUCUUUCUUUAAUGUUAUCAUAAUCUCUUACUUUUUAAAUGAGAACUUCCCCUAAUAUAAGAGCUUAGAUAUUAUAUUACUAUGUUUCCAUAGUAAAUAAAUAACCCCAAGAUCUUUUUGGGGAUUAGAGAUAUAAGAAAUAUGUGCUCCAUCUCUUGACAUCUUUAUCUCAAAUCUAUGGACCUUUCUUACCCACUGUGAAAAACCUAAAGUUACACUUAGCCCUGUUGGACUUACCUAGUUUUCAAUUGUUGAUGCCACAAUCAUUAUUUAUAAGUUGACAAAAUAGUGUAGAUUUGUAUACAUAGUCAACAAAAAGAGUGACAUAAUUAUUGCCUCCAAUUAAACAAGUUUGAAUGAAAUAAACAAACUUAGAUAAACACUUCGGAUGGUAGACGUAAACAAUAAUAUGUGGAACUCCAACAUCAACACCUACCAAUACCAGUAACUACUGAUAUUUAUCAUGUACUUACCAUGUACCAUGUAUUGUGCUACAUUACUCAUGUUAUCUCCCUUAAUUGAGUGGCUACAUACUGCUUUAGCAAAUCUUCCUACUGUAACUAAUCCUCAUAGAUGGAAGAGUUCUCAAAACCUUAAAACUCAUGCAUAAGUGGAUUCAUAUACAUAUAUAAAAAUAUAUAUAAAUAUAUAUACUUUAUAUAUAUUUAUAUUUAUAUAUUUAUAUAUUUAUAUUUUAAUAUAUUUAUAUAAAUAUAUAUAAAGUAUAAUAUAUAUAAAGUAUAAAUAUAUAUAUAUUUAUACUUUAAGUUCUUGGAUACACGUGCAGAACAUGCAGGUUUGUUACAUAGGUAUACAUGUGCCGUGGUGGAUUGCUGCACCCAUCAACCCGUCAUCUACAUCAGGUAUUUCUCCUAAUGCUCACCCUCCUCUUAUCCCCAACUACCCAAAAGGACCUGGUGUGUGAUGUUCCCCUCCCUGUGUUCAUAUGUUCUCAUUGUUCAACUCUCACUUAUGGGUAAGAACAUGCAGUGUUUGAUUUUCUGUUCCUCUGUUAGUUUGCUGAGAAUGAUGGUUUCCAGCUUCAUCCAUGUCCCUGCAAAGGACAUGAACUCAUUCUUUUUUAUGGCUGCAUAGUAUUCCAUGGUAUAUAUGUGCCACAUUUUCUUUAUCCAGUCUAUCAUUGAUGGCCAUUUGAGUUGGUUCCAAGUCUUCGCUAUUGUGAAUAGUGCUGCAAUGAACAUAUGUGUGCAUGUGUCUUUAUAGUAGAAUGAUUUAUAAUCCUUAGGGUAUACCCAGUAAUGGGAUUGCUGGGUUAAAUGGUAUUUCUGGUUCUAGAUCCUCGAGGAAUUGCCACACUGUCUUCCACAAUGGUUGAACUAAUUUAUACUCCCACCAACAGUGUAAAAGCAUUCCUAUUUCUCCACAUCCUCUCAGCAUCUGUUGUUUCUUGACUUUUUAAUGAUUAGCAUUCUAACUGGCGUGAGAUGGUAUUUCAUUGUGGUUUUGAUUUGCAUUUCUCUAAUGACCAGUGAUGAUGAGUUUUUUUUCAUAUAUUUGUUGGCCGCAUAAAUGUCUUCUUUUGAGAAGUGUCUGUUCGUAUCCUUCACCCACUUUUUGAUGGGGUUGUGUUUUUCUUGUAAAUUUAUUUAAGUCCCUUGUAGAUUCUGGAUAUUUUCCCUUUGUCAGAUGGAUAGAUUGCAAAAAUUUUCUCCCGUUCUGUAGGUUGCCCGAUCACUCUGAUGAUAGUUUCUUUUGCUGUGUAGAAGCUCUUUAGUUUAAUCAGGUUCCAUUUGUCAGUUUUGGCUUUUGUUGCAAUUGCUUUUGGUGUUUUAGUCUUAAAUUCUUUGCCCAUGCCUAUGUCCUGAAUGGUAUUGCCUAGAUAUUCUUCUAGGGUUUUUUUUUUGGCUUUAGGUCUUGCAGUUAAGUCUUUAAUCUAUCUUGAGUUAAUUUUUGUAUAAGAUAUAAGAAAGGGGUCCAGUUUCAGUUUUCUGCAUAUGGCUAGCCAGUUUUCCCAACACUAUUUAUUAAAUAGGGAAUCUUUUCCCCAUUGCUUGUUUUUGUCAGGUUUAUCAAAGAUCAGAUGGUUGUAAAUGUGUGGUGUUAUUUCUGAGGCCUCUGUUUUGUUCCAUUGGUCUAUAUGUCUGUUUUUGUUCAGUACCAUGCUGUUUUGUUUACUAUAGCCUUGUAGUAUAGUUUGAAGUCAGGUAGUGUGAUGCCUCCAGCUUUGUUCUUUUUGCUUAGGAUUGUCUUGGCAAUACAGGUUCUUUUUUGGUUCCAUAUGAAAUUUAAAGUAGUUUUUUCUAAUUCUGUGAAGAAAGACAAUGGUAGCUUGAUGGAAAUAGCAUUGAAUCUAUAAAUUACUCUCAGCAAUAUGGCCAUUUUCAGGAUAUUGAUUCUUCCUAUCUAUGAGCAUGGAAUGUUUUUCCAUUUGUUUGUGUCCUCUCUGGUAUCCUUGAGCAGUGGUUUGUAGUUCUCAUUGAAGUAGUCCUUCACAUCCCUUGUAAGUUGUAUUCCUAGGUAUUUUAUUCUCUUUGCAGCAAUUGUGAAUGGGAGUUCACUCAUGAUUUGGUUCUCUGUUUGUCCUAUAUACAUAUGUUGGUAUAUAGGAAUGCUUUUAUUUUAAAGAUGGAAGAUGAUGUCUCUCUAUGUAACUCAGGCAGGUCUCAAACUCCUGGGCUCAAAUGAUCCUCCUACCUUAACCUCCUGAGUAGCUGAGACUUUAGUCACACACCACCAUGCCUGACCAGGAAUUGUUUUUCAACUUCAUAGUGGUAAACAAAACAUAUGUGUUUUCAGUUCUCAUGGAACAAGCAGCUUAGUAGGAGAAACAUAUGUUGAACUUGUAAGCAGAGAAGUAAAUCUAUAAUGACAAAUCAUAAUUUCUGAAGGGUAUUAAUUAGAUGUUUGAGUGAGGGGAAAUAUUGGAAGGUGCUCAUAAGUUUAUAAAUGUUCUAAAAUAUUUCAUGCUAAUCACAUUAAAAUUAUAUCAAAGUAUAUAAACAUAUCAUGGAAAACAUAAUCAGCACCAUGUACUCAACACCUAGGUUAAAAAAUAGCAUUAAAAAUUCUCUUUCCAGCUCACAUUCUGCUCCCUCCCCAAAUCCACAGAUAACCAUCGAAUUAUAUUUUGUUUUCUUCAUUCCCUUACUUUCUUUAAGUUUUACACCCAUGUAUGUACCCAUAAAAAUCUAUUAGCUAAUUUUGGUUGUGCAUGAAUAUUGUAUCAAUGCAAUUAUACUGUAUAUAUUCUGCUUUUGCACAUAUUUUUAGAUUCAUCCAUUUGUGGCAUGUAGCUUUCCAUUCAUUUUCACUGCUGCUCAGUAUUGUAUUACAAAUUUUACAUUUGUUUUAGGGAAGAGUCAUAAACCAUCUUUAAGUUCUCCUAUGUUACAAGUAAUUUUGUAAAUGAUGUGAGGUGGUGAUUCUAUUUCAUUUUUUCCCAUAUAGAUAAUUUAUAUUAUUAAUAAUUCCUUCUAUUUCAUAAGCCAGGUUUCUAUAUAUCUAUAUAAAUAUAGAUAUGUAGAUAUAUGAAAGCAAUAUAUAUAUGGAUGUCUUUCUGGGCUAUCUGUACUUUCACACUGGCUAAUUUGCUUGUUUUUUCAUCAAUACUUCACUUCCUUAAUUACUACAACAUAGCAGGGCCUGGCAUCUGCUAGAUUAAAUCUCUCAGCUUCUUUUUAUUAAGAUUGCCCUGAAUUGUCCUGGUUAUCCUGGGCCCCCUACUUUUUUUAUAUUUUUGAAUACAUCUAAAUAAAUUUAGAAUAAAUCUAUUGUGUUCCAUAAAACCCCUGUUGGGAUUUCAAUUGAACUGCAAUUAAAUUUUAGAUCAGUUUUGGAAGAAUUGACUCAAUAGUGAGCCUUCCUACCCAAGACCAUGGCAUUUAUUUUCAUUUAUUUAUGAUUUCUUUAAUGCUUCUCAAAAUUUUUUAUUUUCUCUAUUAUGGAAACGCACAUUUAUAGUUUGACAAAUUCCUAAGUACUUCUAAUUUUAUUGUCAUUCCACAUUAUCUUUUUUGUUGUUGUUUUAAAAGACAGGGUCUCCCUCUGUCACCCAGGCUGGAGUGUACUGAUGUGAUUAUAGCUCACUGCAGUCUCAACCUCCUGGGCUCAAGUGAUCCUCCCACGUCAGCCUGUGGAGUAGCUAGGACUACAGGCAUGUGCCACAAUGCCUGGCUCAUUUUUAAGUGUUAAGUUAAAAAAAGUUGUAGAAACAGUGUUUUGCUACAUUUCCCAGGCUGGUCUCAAACUCCUGGCCCCAAGCAAUCUUCCUGCCUCAGCUUCCCAUAUUCGGAUUAUACGCAUGAGGCAUUGCACCAGCCCCAUGUGUUAUCUUUUAUAAAAUUUAACAUUUAACUGAUAAUUGAUACUGUAUAUACAUGAAUUCAAUUGGUAUCUAUUUUUAAUAUGGGAAAUUUUAUGCAAAUGAGCACAUUUUUCUCCCUUCCUUCCUUCCUUCUUUCCUUGUUCUCUUUCUUUCUCUCUCUUUCUCUUUCUCUCUUUCUUUCUUUCUUUCUUUCUCACAGGGUGUCACUCUGUUGCCCAGGCGGAGUGCAGUGGCACAUGAUCAUAGCUCACUGCAACCUCCAACUCAAACACUUGAGUGAUCCUCUGUCCCCCGUUUCCCAAGCAGCUGGGACUACAGGCACAUGCCACGAUGCCAAGCUAAUUUUUAAAAAUAAUUUUUUUUGUAGAUUCAGAGUCUUGCUAUGUUGCCCAGGCUAAUCUCAAACUCCUGGCCUCAAGCAGUCCUCCCUCCUCAGCCUCCCAUUACAGGCAUAAGCUGCCACUCCUGGACCUCUUUUUUUUUUUUUUUUUUUUUUUUUUGAGGCAGUCUCUCUCUGUCACCCAGGCUGGAGUAUAGUGGCACGAUCUCAGCUCACUGCGGGUUCAAGCAAUUUUCAUGCCUCAGCCUCCCAAGUAGCUGGGAUUACAGGCAUGGGCCACUAUGCCCAGCUAAUUUUUGUAUUUUUCAUAGAGACAGGAUUUCACCAUGUUGGCUAGGCUGGUAUCAAACUCCUGACUUCAGGUGAUCCGCCCACUUUGACCUUCCAAAAUGCUGGGAUUACGUGUGAGCCACCAAACCCAGCCCCUCAUUUUCUUUUUGAUUUUUAUUUAUUUUCCUCUGUUUUUCUUCUUUUGGAUUUAGGGAUGUGUGUGUGGAGGUGUAUUGAGUCCGUUUUUUCUUUCUAUUUGUGUGGAAAUUAUACACUUAUUCUUUGUUAUUUUAGCAAUUACUCUGGCUAUUUUAACAUGCAAAUAUAAUGAAGUUUAGAAUUAGCCAUUUUUUAUAACUCUCCUUCUGACUAGUUGAAGAAAUGAGAAUGCUUUAACAUCAAACAGCCAACUCUUUACUUAUACACUAUUGCUAUUCAUUAUAGCAUUUUUAGUCUAGCUUCCUCCCUCCUCUUUCUCUCUCUCUCUCUCUGUCUCUCUCUCUCUCACUAAUGUUUGCUAUUUCUCCCUACAAUUCAGAAUUUUAUUUAUGGAUGAAGUACAUAUAUAAUUUAUUACAAUUCAUUUUAAUGAAAAACUUUUAGUGGUAAAUUGUAUUAGUCUUUGGGAAAAAACAUUUAUUGAUACCAUUUUCUCAUUACUUAAAAAUAGUUUCACUUCAUAUAGAAUUCUAUGUCGACAGUAAUUUUCUUUCAGGAAGUAGAAAAUAUUAAGUUACAGUAUUUUGGCUUCCAUUACUGCUGUUAAGCAUUCAGAUCAUCAGAGAAAUGCAAAUCAGAACCACAAUGAGAUGCCAUCUCAUGCCAGUCAGAAUGGCAAUCAUUAAAAAGUCAGGAAACAAUAGAUGCUGGUGAGGCUGUGGAGAAAUAAGAAUGCUUUUACACUGUUAGUGGGAAUGUAAAUUAGUUCAACCAUUGCUCUUAAGGGCUCUUUGUCUUUAAUGAUCCGCAUUUUUAUUAUGAUGUGUCUAGGCAGUUAUUAUUGUGUUUAUUCUAUUUCUUUAUUUGCUGUCUAUCCAAGAUUUGAGGAUUAAUUUUUUAAUUUCUAGAAAAUUCAGAAGUAUUAUUUAUUUAUUCAAUUAUUACCUCUUUCUAUUAUUUCCUUUUUAAAAUAAAAGGGUAUAUGUUAGAAUUUUUCACUCUCUCCUUUAUGCCUUUAACUUCAUAUUUUCUAUUUCUUUGAAUUUCUGGGCUGCAUUCUUAAGAAUUCUAAAACAUAUAUUUUAGUUUCUAAAAGUUUCAUUAGAUUUCUGUUCAAAAUUCCUUCCAUUUGUGAUCUUUCGAAUGUGCUUCUGCUUUAGGCAUUAGUAGUGGACAUUCUGGUUCCCCAUUGAGCUUCCCUGCAUCAGCUGUUUUGCCUGGUGGCUGCCACCAACGCUUUUAGCUACCUCCCUCCUCAAACUUUGGGGUCAGGCCACACACUAUAAAGGAUUGGAAAAAAAAAUGAAAAUAUGAAAAACUUACACUUUGUAUCAGUCAGGAGAAGGAUAAUCUUCACACUACAGUUUAUGCUUCAGAAGCCACCCCUUCUCUGUGGAUUAGACCAUGACUAGAAGUUUCCUGAGACCAUCCCUUGCCCAGCUCUUUUGGUGAUCCCCUUCACUUCCUCUGUUACAGGUUUCCCUGAUGAGCACUCCUUCAAUAAAACAUAGUCAUCCAAAUCCCAAUCUCAAGCACGGUGUCACGGGAACCUGAUCUAAGUCAGCAUUUUCUUUAUUCUUAAUCACAACUAGUUGAUAGUCCAUAUCUAAUAUAUAAUGAAUGUACAGUUGUUUCUGUUGGAGUUCACAUAUGAUGCCUUGUUUCCUUUGUAGUUUUGUGAUUGAUAGCUUCGAACUGCUCAUUUACCUUGACCUUUUGAAUUCUUUGAAAACUGAGUUAAGUCUGAUUUUCCAGAGUUUUUAUGUUUGCUUCUGUCAGUUGCAGAGAAUCAAUGAGAAGAACACUUUAAAUUCUUGUUUUCGGUUUUUUUCCAAUCACAUAAGUAGGAUUUACCUGAAUAUAUAUAUAAUAUAUAAACAUAUAUUUAUAUAAAAUAAAAACAUAUAAAAUAUGAAAUAUAUAAUACAGUAUAAAAUCUAUUUUAUGUAAAAUCUAUUUUAUGUAAACAUGAUAAUUAAAUAUAUAUUUAAAUAAUAUAAAUAUAAUAAAUAUUUGAAGCAAUUGUAUUUUUUAAAAAUUUCUUCUAAAGAAAACCAGGAUACAUGUGCAGAACCUGCAGGUUUGUUACAUAGGUAUACGUGUGCCAUGGUGGUUUGCUGCACCUAUUGACCCGUCCUCUAAGUUCCCUCCCCUCACCUCCCACCCCCCAGCAGGCCCUGGUGUGUGUUGUUCCCCUCUCUGUGUCCAUGUAUUCUCGCCUCCCACUUAUGAGUGAGAACACGCGAUGUUUGGUUUUCUGUUCCUGUGUUAAUUUGCUGAGGAUGAUAGCUUCCAGCUUCAUCCACGUCCCUGCAAAGGACAUGAUCUCAUUCCUCAAUACUAUGGCUACGUAGUAUUCCAUGGUGUAUAUAUACCACAUUUUCUUCAUCCAGUCAUGCAAAUUUAUAUGAAUGUCAAUUCUUUUAUAGUGAUCUUCUGGGGCUAUUACAAUAUAUAGGGCUGUUUUUUUAAAACUAAUUAUAUUUAUUUCAUGUUGCUUUAACUUAUUAAAAAACAGACUGAAGAAAGACUGGGUGUGAAGUCAGUAAAUUAAUUUCAAAUUAAAUAAACUUUUCUACAGCUAUUUUAUGCUCAAUAACUUUCUACUUAUUCUUGAGUUCAAAACUAUAUGGGUUCACAUUUAAAUUAUAUAGUGUAUUUUCUCCAUAAACUGAAGUUGUUAGAACAUUGAUUUUUUUAAGUAAAUGGAUUUUUGCACCACUUCAAGAAAGAAACCUUCAAACAGCCUGGAAAUAUCACAUCAAUAAAGCACAACCUGGGAAUCAAAGUAUUAGGGUACCUUGUUACUGAGAUUAUGGAUGUGAUGCUUCUGUGGGCCAUUAGCAUGUGCACUGUGUGUAUGAUAUGCUCUAUGUUCUCUUCCCACUAAUAAUUUUAUUUUUAAUUUCAGCAAGAUUUAGUCUCAAAUAACACAAUAAUAAUGGAGGUCAUUGUGAAGUAGUGGAUGUAAAUAGAUCUGAUGUGGUUUUGGUUUAUUGCAGUAAUUGUUUUGACUAAUUCUCUAGUUUUUCAACUUUUGAUUGUUUAAGAUGGUUCUUGAGUCCUUUUGACAUGACCCUAUCUAUUUUUGAUAACUUCAUAGCCUUUAGUAUAAAAACAGGUAGGCUUAUAUUACAUAUUUCCAACUUCAAACUUGUUAUUUAUUUAUCUAAGACUAUACAGUUCUUUUCAGAGAAAAACCUUCUUUAUAAACCAGAAUCUUAACAGGAAGAGUGCUCAUUUUAAUUGAGCUGAUCAUGUUUCUAGGAUUUUUUAGUUAAAAGAAAAUACAUAUUUUAAAAAUAUAAAUUAUAUUUUUAUUUCAUAGUGGUAUUUUCAAUUUUGUCUGGGAUAAUAAGAUGUUUUAUUUAACUUGUUUGAUUUUGUAGUUUUAUCUUUGUGGGAAGGACCUGGUAAGAGGUAAUUGAAUCAUGGGGGCAGGACUUUCCCAUGAUGUUCUCAUGAUAAUGAAUAAGUUUCAUGAGAUCUGUUGGUUUCAUAAUGUGGAGUUUCCCUGCAAAGGCUCUUGUCCUGUCUGUGCCAUUUGAGACAUGCCUUUCAACUUCUGCCCUGAUUGUGAGGCCUCCCCCGCCAUGUGGAAUUGGGUCUUACUUUUGUAAAUUGCCCAGUCUCAGGUAUGUCUUUAUCAGCAGCCUGAAAACUGACUAAUAUAGUAAGUUGGCACCAGUAGAGAGGGGCACUGCUGAAAAGGUACCCGAAUAUGUGGAAGCAACUUUAAACUGGGUAACAGGCAGAGGUUGGAAUGGUUUGGAGGGCUCAUAAGAAGACAGGAAAGUGUGGGAAAUUUGGAACUCCCUAGAGACUUGUUGAAUGGCUUUAACCAAAAUGCUGAUAAUAAUAUGAACAAUGAAGUCCAGGCUGAGGUGGUCUCAGACAAAGAUAAGGAACUUCUUGGGAACUGGAGCAAAGGUGACUCUUGUUAUGUUUUAGACAUAAAGCAAAGAGACUGGAGGCAUUUUGCCCCUGCCCUAGAGAUUUGUGGGACAUUAAACUUGAGACAGAUUAUUUAGGGUAUCUGGAGGAAGAAAUUUUUAUGCAGCAAAGCAUUCAAGAGGUGACUUGGUUGCUAUUAAAGGCAUUCAGUUUUAAAAGGGAAAUACAGCAUAAAAGUUCAGAAAAUUUUCAGCCUGACAAUGCAGUAGAAAAGGAAAACCAAUUUUCUGAGGAGAAAUUUAAGCUGGCUGCAGACAUUUACAUAAGUAACAAGAAGCUGAAUGUUAAUCACUAAGACAAUGAGGAAAAUGUCUCCAGGGCAUGUCAGAGACCUUUGUGGCAGCCCCUCCCAUCACAGACCAGGAGCUUUAGAAGGAAAAAUGGCUUCGUGGGCUGGUCACAGGGUCCCUCUGCUGUGUGCAGUCUAGGGACUUGGUGCCCUGUGUCCCAGCAGCUCCAUCCAUGACUAAAAGGGGCCAAGGUACAGCUUGGGCUGUGGCUUCAGAGGGUGGAAGCCCCAAGUCUUGGCAGCUUCCAUAUGGUGUUGAGCCUGGGUUCACAGAAGUCAAGAACUGAGGUUUGGGAACUUACACCAAGAUUUCAGAGGAUGUAUGGAAAUGCCUGGAUGCCCAGGCAGAAGUUUGCUGCAGGGGCAAGGCCCUCAUGGAGAACCUCUGCUAGGGCAGUGAAGAAGGGAAAAGUAUGGUGGGAGCCCCCAUACAGAGUCCCUACUGAGGCACCACCUAGUGGAGCUUUGAGAAGAGGGCCACUGUCCUCCAGAACUCAGGAUGGUAAAUCCACCACGCACCUGGAAAAGCUGCAGACAAUUCCAGCCUGUUAAAGCAGCCAGGAGGGGGCUAUACCCUGCAAAGCCACAGGGGCGGACCUGCUCAAGGCUGUGGGAGACCACCUCUUGCAUCAGUGUGACCUGGAUGUGAGACAUGGAGUCAAAGGAGAUCAUUUUGGAGCUUUAAGAUUUGACUGCCCCACUGGAUUUCAGACUUUCAUGGGGCCUGUAGCCCCUUCGUUUUGGCCAAUGCCUCCCAUUUGGAGUGGCUGUAUUUACCCAAUGCCUGUAUCCCCAUUGUAUCUAGGAAGUAACUAACUUGCUUUUGAUUUUACAGGCCCAUAGGUGGAAGGGCGAUGUUUCUUUCUGGAGGCUCCAGGGAGAACUCUGUUUUCUUACCUUUUCUGGAUUCUAGAGGCUUCCCACAAUCCUUGGCUUAAGGUCCAUCUUUAAGCUUUGUCUCUGAUGAGACUUUGGACUGCGGACUUUUGAGUUAAUGCUGAAAUGAGUUAAGACUUUGGGUGACUGUUGCGAAGACAUGAUUGGUUUUGAAAUGUGAGAACAUUUAAGAGGGGCCAGGGGCAGAAUGAUAUGGUUUGACUUUGUCCGCAGUCAAAUCUCAUCUUGAAUUUCUAUGUGUUUGGAGAGGUACCCGGUGGGAGGUAAUUGAAUCAUGAGGGCAGGUCUUUUCUGUGCUGUUCUCAUGAUGGUGAGUAAGUCUCAUGAGAUCUGAUGGUUUUAUAAAGGGGAGUUUCCCUGCCCAAGUUCUUCUCUUGUCUGCCAUCAUGUGCGAUGUGCCUUUCACCUCUGCCAUGAUUAUGAGGCCUCCCUGGCCAUGUGGAACUGUGAGUCCAUUAAACCUCUUUCUUUUGUAAAUUGCCCAAUCUUGGGAAUGUCUUUAUCAGCAGUGGGAAAACGGAUUAAUAUACUAAUUUAUAGCUAGUAGGUAAAAAGCCAGGGACUUGCCAUUAGCGUUGGAAGUGGGGUUGUGGGGGCAGUCUUGUGGAACUGAGCCCUUAACCUGUGGGGUUGAAUGAUAUCUCCAGGUAUAUCAUGUCAGAAUUGAAUUCAAUUAGAGGAUACCUAGCUUGCGUUCAAUGCAGAAUUGCUUGCUGGUGAGGAGAAAUCCCUAUACACAUUUUGGUGACCAGAGGUAAAGCAUUUUAUGUUGAUUCUUGAGUGAGAGAGUAGAAAUAACACUGGUUUUUUCCCUAUGUCCUUACAACCACCAAUUGGAUACAUUGUUUCAGUAUUUUGAAAUUUUUCAUUUAAUUUUUAUAAAUUUUCUUUUUAAAUUUUAGAUUCUACAAUAUCUCCAAUUCUUCAGUUUAUUCCCUCUUACUAUGUAUAAGUAUUUCCCCAAGUUUCACUUUAUCUUUCUAUUACUUUUUUUACAUAAUAGAGCUAUAAAGGCAAUUCACAAUUCUCUCUUUUCUCAUAUAUAAUAUAGAGCAUAUUAUAAAUACUCUACUUUGGAAAAUUAUUCUUUAUAGGAAAUUACAGAUAAUAUUUGAUGAAGAAAAUCGAAUAUAAUCAUUUUUCAAUACUUAGGAUAACAGAUUCAGGCAAAGAUAAAACAUUAAAGGAAAAGUUAGUGAAAACUAUUAAUAUAUAGUGGAGGCAUCACGUUGUUAUGAACUUCAUUGAUCAAUACUGAUACCACUAAAAAUGGAACAACAUGUAAUUAUGUGCUCAAUGUGAUGAAUAUGAAGUAGACUGCACCACUCUGCAGUACAGUCAGGAAAUAAGAAACCAAGUCCAAUCAAAAUAGCCCUAAAGCUACCUUCCAGUUUAUAAAAAGUAUGAAGAAUAGAGGGGCAAUUAAAUGAUACCAUAAAGAGUCAAAUACAGGGCAUGCAACAUAGCUGCUGAUUGGAUUUAUUCAACAUGUCAGUGGCAUGAAUACAAUAGGAGGCAGGUAGGGAGAAGGCACUACCCUGAAUUAUGAGACUGAAGAGAUAUAAUAAACAAAUGCAAUGUGUGGACUUGGUUGGGAUCUUCAUUCAAAGACCAACUAUAAAAAGACAUUGUUGUGAGAAUUGAGGAAAUUUGAAUGAGAAAUGUAUUUUUAUCUAAUUUGUUAGCUGUGAUAAUAGUAUUGUGGGAGUAAGAAGCUAUUCAUAUUUCUAUAUAUAUAUACCAAGUACAUAGGAGUGAAAUAAUACAAAAUCUGGAAUUUGCCUUAAAAUUCCUCUGCAAAAUUAUAAAAAAGAACGAUGACAAACUAAAAAGGUGUAGUAUUCUUCUAUGGCUGCUAUAACAAAUGACCAAAAAACAUAGUGACUGAAAAUAACCCACAUUUAUUAUCUUACAGUUCCAUAGGUUAGAAGUUCAACAUGGGUCUCAUGAGAUCAAAAGCAAGGCCUUGGCAGGGUGACGUUUCUUUCUGGAGGUUCCAGGGGGAACUCUGUUUUCUUACUUUUUUUAGAUUCUAGAGGCUUCCCACAAUCCUUGGCUUAAGGUCCAUCUUUAAAGACAGCAACGUUUCAUCUCUCUACCUAUUCUUUCAUCCUUACAUCUUUCUCUAACUAUUCCUUUUCUUCUGUCUUCCACUUUUAAGAGCCUUUUUGAGUCUAUUGAGGCCAACUGGACAAUCAAGGAUUAUCUCCCUAUGUUAAGGUCAAUUGAUUAGUGACCUAAUUCCAUCUACAAUCACAAUUCCUCUUUGCCAUAUAAUGUAAAAUAUUCAUACCUCUAAGGAUUAGGACAUGGACAUCUUUGAGGGUCAUUAGUCAUCUUACCACAGGAAGGAAGGAAGGAAGGAAGGAAGGAAGGAAGGAAGGAAGGAAGGAAGGAAAGGGAGGAGAGGAGAGGAGAGGUAGGAGGGAAGAAGAAAAAAAUAGUAUGAAAAAAUCUUGAUAAAUUUGAAAACUGGGUGAAUAAUAUGUGGAAUUCUCUCUAUUUUUGUUAAUGUUGGAAAAUUUAAUAAAAACAAUGAACAGUGA